Messenger RNA from Microthlaspi erraticum, 597 nucleotides. The record is from the annotation of a GenBank genome assembly. Lineage: Eukaryota; Viridiplantae; Streptophyta; Magnoliopsida; Brassicales; Brassicaceae.
AUGGAACCAUGGAGGAUUACUCUAAUGGCGAUAGCAAUAUGUUUAACAAUGGUGGUGGUUGCUGGAGAAGAUAAGGCGAUAGAUAAGGAAGCCUGUAAGGAACAACGUCUGGGUAUGGCCACGUGUCUUCCUUACAUGAAAGGACAAGCAAAAUCUCCGAUGCCAGACUGUUGCUCCAGCGUCAAACAGAUUAUAAAUUCCGAUAAGAAUUGUAUUUGUGUGUUCAUCCAAGACAGGAAUGAUCCUGACUUGGGUCUCCAGAAACAGAUCAAUAACUCGAUCACUCUCACCCUUCCUUCCAUUUGUCACGUCACUUUUAACGUUAACGUCUCUAAGUGCCCUGCUUUGCUUCACUUGGACCCAAAUUCUCCAGAAGCCCAAGUGUUUUAUGCGAUAGCUCAAGCUGUUAACAAAAUCAGCCCAGCCUCUGCUCCCACCAGCAUGUCUCCGACCUCAGGAUCCGACGAUGAUCACAACAGUAGUUGGAGGACCUCUUGGCCAGGCAUCAAGAACCGAGCUCAAAUCUUUCGAAAACGAUGGAUGGUGCUCGAAGUUGUUGCCCAUUUCUUCGUAAUUUUGUAUAUUUUUAUCCAAUGA